Molecule: messenger RNA, 617 nt
Organism: Paramuricea clavata
Lineage: Eukaryota; Metazoa; Cnidaria; Anthozoa; Malacalcyonacea; Plexauridae
Source: the annotation of a GenBank genome assembly
AUGGAACCGCAUCGUACAAAAACGAAGGGCGGGAGUGUACCAGACGUCGGCGACAUACUCUUGAUCGUAGGUGAUGAAAAGAAUCGGGGUGAAUGGAAGAAAGGUCGUGUAUUACGCUUAGUAAAGGGCAAGGAUGGUGUUGUACGGGGCGUCGUUUUGUGUCACAACGGUCGAAGAAUCGAGCGGCCUUUACAAUUAGUACAAGUCUGUCCAUUGGAACUUAAAGUCGCAGAAAGUGUCGUGGAGCAAAAGCAGAACGAAACGGUCUCUAAGAAUCAACGAGUUCAAAGAAACGCGGCGAAGGAAGCGGAGCAGAGAAUACGGUCGCAGUUAGAGGAAGAAGAGGACAAUUGAACUAUAGAAACAUGUAUAGUUGCGUUCAUAUUGUUAUUGUUACAGUGGAGUGUGAGCCAAAUGGACAAACCUGUGCCACACCCCCAACUAAGGAAAUUAGGUUGCUAGGGAAACGAGAGAAAUGUGAGCGAGGAAGCGAGUAUUUUUACAGCGAUCAUUUGUGAGAAAAUUUUAUGUUUUAUUAAACUUUUAUUUUAAAUUUAUUUGUGGUAAGUGUGCAUUAACUUUUCCAGCACAUCUGUGUGUUCCAUCAAAUCGAGCUG